This is a messenger RNA of Dovyalis caffra, 345 nucleotides long. NCBI's taxonomy places the organism in Eukaryota, Viridiplantae, Streptophyta, Magnoliopsida, Malpighiales, Salicaceae. The record is from the annotation of a GenBank genome assembly.
AUGGGAAAGAAGAGAAAAAAUGAUGGGGAGCAUGCGAAAGGUUUCAAGAAAAGGAAAGAAGGGCUGACGCGAGACUUGAAGAAUCUGGAUAAAGAAAUUUCACGGUUGAACAGAAAAAUAUCAGACCAAGAAAAUCUCAUGGAUAAGUUAUUGAAUCAGCUGAUGCCUGGAUCUGAAGAACCAGAGUUGCUCAGAAAGGAAUUUGCUAUCUUACGUCCAGAUCCCAAUUGGGAUACCUGGACGUCGGAAACAAAAAAACCUGGUGACAUCAUCUCUCUGUUGAAAUAUCGCACCAAGAUGCUUGAGAGACAAAUUCAACAUUUGUAUGAGAUGAAGUUCAAAUGA